Molecule: messenger RNA, 654 nt
Organism: Phaedon cochleariae (mustard beetle)
Lineage: Eukaryota; Metazoa; Arthropoda; Insecta; Coleoptera; Chrysomelidae
Source: the annotation of a GenBank genome assembly
GGCGGGUGCAUACUAAGCGGAUGAGGGGGAGGUUUUAUGGGUCCCCGAAUGUGUUCCGGGAAGUUUCGGACAGCGACGCAGAUGUUUAUUGGAGAAGUAACCUUAGUCACUCAGAAUCCCAUGGACCGCUAGUCAGAGCCCCACAGAAGUGAUGCCCCACUCUCAGCAUCGCUCCAUCAGAUCAUGCUUUCCAUUUGCCUUCCAAGGCGUAAUCUGAUUCUGUUUUGCGUCGCCAUAUUAGUACCAGUACUACGAGUCCAUUGUGGUCCUCGCUAUAGUUCCAGGAUAGUGGAUAUCCAGUCAGGUGCGAUCAGAGGGAUCAUACUGGAAUUGAAUUCGAGGCAUUUGGAACCAGUUGAGGUGUUCCGCGGGGUACCAUACGCAGCUCCCCCAGUGGGUCCCCUCCGAUUCCGGUCCCCCCAGCCUGCUCUGCCUUGGCCUGGAACCCGAUUGGCCGAUACCUUCGGAGCUGUGUGCCCCCAGAAGUACCCGGACGUGAGCAACCGAACGGCCGCAUUGCAGUACAUGCCGAAGGGGCGGUACCAGUACCUGAGGAAGUUGGUGCCGCUGCUGCAUUUAGAAGAGGAAGGAAGCGUUUACAACGAUGUAGAUGAAUAUAAUCUGCAAGACAGAUUUGAAAUGAACCGAUAUUAG